CUAAACGCAUUAGACAAAAUUAUUUCUUUUUCUAACAAUGAUUACGUUAAACGUUUUUCAUUUUAGUUUUGGCGGCUUUAUUUUAAUUAUGGCUUAGACCAGCUAAUGUGUGGGGGUGAUGAUAAUAAACGAAUGACAAAAAUCUUACCGAACCAUGUUUUAUUACUGUAAGAAAUUGGCAAUUCCGAAAGUGUGACACCGGUGAAUCCCAAAAUGGCUCCUGACAAAAUACACGGCAAUAACGAUAGUAUAGCUAAUAUACCCUGUAAAAAAAAAACACAUUUUCAUUGACAAAUUAUUUGUGAAUACAUUUUUAAAAUAAAUGUUAUUACUGAUUGUUUAAUUAUCAUCAAACCUAGUAGACUUACCGGUGAAAUGGAUGAAUUGUACAACGGUUUUUGGAUGACCACGGUGGGCUCAGGUUUAGACGGUGCACUAGGACCUGGUUGAUUUUCCAUUUUUCAAAAAAAAAAAGCACUUUGUAGUAGUAUUUUUCAAAAGCUCUACUCGGCUUCGUAGUAUUAUUAUUAUUAUAUGAGUACACUAAGCUUUGGUGGUGUAUUCUCUCCAGAAAUACACGGGCAUUUGAACGGCUUCAAAACGGUAUCAGGUGACCGUAAAUGGGUGGGUAUAUAUUAUAUUAAAUGCAAUGUGUAACAAGAAACUGUAUAGUGAAUAGAUAUAAUCAAAUAAUGACACAACACCAAUUAGUCAGAAAAACAUUUUUGUUAUUAUGUUUACGUGUACCACAGUGCAAUUAUAUAUGUGAUUUACUUAUUUUUAUAUUCAAUGUUGUAAAAAUUAAUUAUACGCUCAUAACACACACACGAGGAGCAGUUAUUAUUCCAACGACGAUAACAAAACGUUUAAAGUGUGCAAGCGAUGCUUCAGACGAAAACAUCGAUGAUUCCAUCAUGCACAAUAACACAGAACUUAUCGACGGAUUAGACAAUUACAUACGGGGAGAUUCAAUCAGACCAACAAAUGACUGCGGCGUUACACAUAAAAGAAUCAGAACGGGAGCCAAUGCCAGAGAACGAGACCGGACUCAAAGCGUAAAUGCGGCCUUUGAUCUACUCCGAUCGACCAUACCCAUUGAUCCACCAGAUCGCAGUCUUUCUAAAAUCGAAACUCUACAGUUGGCCAUGAAGUACAUAAAUCAUUUAUCUCGAAUCUCGUCUUGCGAAGACUGCAGUGCAUAUGAAAUAUGUAUAUUUUGCUUAGCAAAUAAACCCAUUACAAAUAAUGAACAAAAUGAUACACAAUGUAUAAUCACCAAAAAUGGUUUAUUAUGAUACACUUUCGAUAUUUUUUUUUACUCUUCAUAAAUCAAACAAAUGUUAAACUAAAAAAAUAUGUGUGUAUGUACAUCACUUACAUUAAAUUAUAUAAAAAAAUAUAGUUUAAAUUAUGUUAUUUAUUUUUAAAAUUAAUUAUAAAUAAUGCUGUGCAAGGUAUUUAGACCAAACU
Adelges cooleyi (spruce gall adelgid) is the source of this 1470-nucleotide messenger RNA. Its product is annotated as transcription factor 15-like. Lineage: Eukaryota; Metazoa; Arthropoda; Insecta; Hemiptera; Adelgidae. The coding region runs from base 645 to 1295 and encodes 216 amino acids. The transcript is spliced from 5 exons. The record is from RefSeq and is a predicted model, not a curated record. Gene Ontology annotation, biological process: developmental process; regulation of transcription by RNA polymerase II. Gene Ontology annotation, molecular function: RNA polymerase II transcription regulatory region sequence-specific DNA binding; protein dimerization activity; DNA-binding transcription factor activity, RNA polymerase II-specific.